Messenger RNA from Bufo bufo (common toad), 963 nucleotides. RefSeq names its product T-box transcription factor TBX10-like. The coding region runs from base 1 to 915 and encodes 304 amino acids. Lineage: Eukaryota; Metazoa; Chordata; Amphibia; Anura; Bufonidae. The record is from RefSeq and is a predicted model, not a curated record. Gene Ontology annotation, cellular component: nucleus. Gene Ontology annotation, biological process: positive regulation of DNA-templated transcription; cell fate specification; regulation of transcription by RNA polymerase II. The transcript has 7 exons. Gene Ontology annotation, molecular function: DNA-binding transcription factor activity, RNA polymerase II-specific; RNA polymerase II cis-regulatory region sequence-specific DNA binding.
AUGCGCAAGGACAUAUCGCUCUGCAGAAUUGCAGAUAUCCCAGAUGAGCGGCUCAUUUGCAUUCAUACUAAGCUUCUUUCAGAUGCACACAGUGUUACUUCUACUUGUUUUGGAUCUCCUGACAUUGUUCCUUGGACUUCAAGCAUUCCAGAUGUUCCUCGGCUUCCUCAGACCGAUGUCUCUGGGAAAAACCCUGCCUUACGUGGUAUUAUGGUCAGCUUGGAGACUGCUUCACUCUGGGAAACAUUUAACGGUCUUGGAACUGAGAUGAUUGUGACAAAAGCAGGAAGGAGAAUGUUUCCACUCUUCCAAGUUCGUAUUUGGGGAAUGGAUCCCACUGCUGAAUAUUCCCUUCUUCUUGACUUCUUACCAGUGGGUGACAAAAGAUACAGGUACGCUUUUCACUCGUCCUCCUGGCUGGUUUCAGGCACUGCAGAUCCAGCACCUCCAGGCCGUCUACAUUUCCACCCAGACUCCCCAGCACGAGGAUCGCAUUGGAUGCGACAGACUGUUUCUUUUGAUCGACUUAAGCUCACCAACAAUGCACAAGAUAUGAGAGGACAUAUAAUUCUAAACUCGAUGCAUCGGUACCAGCCAAGGCUCCAUAUCCUGCUGUCUGAUCGCCAUCAAGGUGGAGAAGCCCGUGCUUCACAAAACUUUGUAUCAUUCGUCUUUCCAGAGACUCAGUUUACAGCUGUGACGGCGUAUCAGAAUCACAGAAUCACACAGCUAAAGAUUGCCAGCAACCCAUUUGCCAAGGGGUUUCGGGAUGUUGAUGCUGAUGAAUGGUUACUUUCACGUAUUCCUGCACCUGUCAAAAUACAUGUAAAGGAUUCUCCAGAAAGAUGGCACAGUGUUGACCCUCACUCCACUCUAUGUUCCGAAACCCACUUUAUGCAUCCUACUGAACAAUGAGCUCCUUGCACGUGACAACUGUGAUGACUAGGACAUCCUAAGUGUUUG